Molecule: messenger RNA, 4799 nt
Organism: Peromyscus californicus insignis
Lineage: Eukaryota; Metazoa; Chordata; Mammalia; Rodentia; Cricetidae
Gene: CUNH15orf62
Product: chromosome unknown C15orf62 homolog
Exons: 1
Coding region: 1981-2511 (176 amino acids)
Source: RefSeq, a predicted model, not a curated record
GCUCUGCUGGACACAGCAGAGCACCCCCACCUGCUGUGGUCUGGCUCCUGCUGAGGGUACACAAGGGAGCUUGCCCUCUACACAGCCUCAAAGGGCCCCACUCUGGAUGAGAAAAGCUAGCCUGAGUCCAGCUUGCCUCCUAAAGACACAAAGCCAGGCUACUAUAGGGCAGGGCCCUUGGCUUUCUUUAUGAUCUUGCUAUCCAUGCCGGGGACAGAGAAGGGGUACACUUUAGUAACCCAAGGACAACAGGCAGCCACCAAUGGGCCAAGGCUGUGAAGUACAGCAGAGCACCGCACUGCCAAGCCCACAGUCUGUCAGGGCCAACGGUAUGAAUCAGACCGUUUCCUCCCUUAGCACAGCUGGAGCUGCGAUACUACUUAUGAUCCUACAGCUGAUAGGGGGGUGGGAAACCCAGCGGAGUUGGCACAGAGGCAAACCAGGACUGCGUUUGCAAGUGUGGUGGCCCAUCUGCAACAAAAGAGUCGUGGAGUCCUGCUGGGGGCAGCCCACACUGGUGCCCUCCCACAGUAGAAGGUUGGGAAGUCGGUGACCCAGGAAAUACCAUGGGAGUGGCUGAAGUUAGGCUGCCCGGCCCUGGCUAACUCGUUUGUAAUCAGGGGUGCAGAUAAACAGGAAGUGAUACCCCGUCUGGUCCCCCUGACCUUACACCUCCACCACCCCUAGGAAUAGCCCUUAUCAGCCACCCUCCCCCCAACCAUGGCAAUCCACAGCAGCCUCACACGUCCUGGACCCCUCUACAAGAGGGUCCCCAGAUGAGGCCCGAGAGAAAGGACCGGAGCACCACAGGAGCAGUAGGGUGCUGGCCUUCUGGGGUGAAGAGGAGACUGAAAAGCUGAGAGGCCACACUGAUGUCCCAGCUGUGCGGAGGGCACUGCCCCUCCCUCAAGUUCAUAUUGCUCUACCAUGAAGACUUCAAGUCACCGCUGGCAUGCCCCCAGCACCCCGGGAGGAGCAAGCCCUUUACAGGCAUGGGGCUGUUCCCUGUAAACACACCCUCCACAUCCUUCCCCACCAUUCCUGUGGCCUGGCUAAUGAGGGCCUGUCAGCCAGCCCAGGGGCUGAGUCACCCACACCAGCGGCAGGUCUCCUCUCUUCCUUCCCCAACAAUUGUUCCAAAAGUUGCCUUUCAACUUUUCUACUACCUCCCUGGGCUCUUCCCAGAGACAGCUGGGGCUAGGGAGCCAGACAGGCCUGCAGGGUCACGGUGGCAGAGGUGCUUUGACUAGAAAGGAAGUAACCUGGUGACACACCAGCAGGGCUGUCCCCAGACCAGUCCCCAGAGGAAUCUGAAGCGUCCCACUGCCCUGGGGUGUUGGUCACAGCUGCCCCAAUCCCAGCCUGCGGAUGCUGCAAUUACCUCAGAGCAUGAAACCAGCUUCCCACCUGACUGAGUCAGCUGAAAAGAAAACAUCUCUACCACACGCUGGCACAACAGCCAAGCCACUAAUCAGAGUCCCCAGAUGCUGGCAGAGAGCACAGUCCUACACCUGCCAGGGGAUCGGCACAUGCCAGGAACCACCUGAGACGGGACCGGGCCAGCUGCUGCCAGCCUGUAGAAGGAGUGCAUGCUCCCUCCGGAGGUCCAGCCCUGCCCACCAGGCCCUCAGCCCUGUGGUACUCCUGCUCUGCUCUGUAAGUACCGGGCUGCUUCCUUUGGUUUUUUUUCCACAUGCCGAUCAAGUAACCAGGCCACUCUUAUCCAGGUGGGAACUCCCUCCCAGCACUCGGAUCUCCCAGACAAAAUCUCCCUCCUGCUAGUCCUGUCUCACCGUGAUCCAAGACGCAACAAGACAAAGGGCCACGCUGAGCAGAAACCCACAGCGUCUGCCGCUAGCCCUUGACGGGUGGUUCCCUGGUUCCUGGCCUCCAGCACUCUAGUAAAUGGUCACCGGCUGCUGCUGAGCCCCUCUGUGGGGUUUCUCAGAUGCCUGACCUGCAGGCUGACUGGGGAGGUCCAUGGAGACUUGGCGGAAAGGUUCCUUCCGCAAUGCCUCCUUCUUCAAGAGAAUAACCCUGGGGCGGCCGCGGCGGCGACUCGGGCGGCAGGGUAGCAUACUUAGCCAGGCCAGCACUGCUGGUGGUGACCAUGAAGAGUACAGCAACCGAGAAGUCAUCCGGGAACUUCAAGGGAGGCCAGAUGGCCGGCGUCUGCCCUUGUGGGGGGAUGAGCAGCCCCGAGCCACCCUGCUGGCCCCACCCAAGCCCCCACGUCUCUACCGAGAGAGCUCCAGUUGCCCCAACAUUCUGGAGCCCCCAGCAGCCUACACGGCUGCCUACUCGGCCACCCUGCCUUCAGCAAUCUCCCUGACAGGCCACCUCCACCAGUGCUCAGAGGAGGACCUUGUGGACACUCCCCAUUUCCCGAGGACACCUACUCCGGACCUCAAUGACCCUUUCUUUUCCUUCAAAGUGGACCUGGGAAUUUCACUUCUGGAGGAAGUUCUGGAGAUGCUAAAGGAGCAGUUCCCUGGUGAGCCCCACUUCUGACUCGGGUGAGGGCAGAGAGAACUGGGGUGACUGGAGCCUGGGGACUUAGGGAAGGAAGGAACAGUGUGGAUUAAAGAGCAGGUGGAGACAUAAGCCACAGUUCAGCCUGUCCUCUGGCUGCUGACCAGUCCUCCAAGGCACCCAGAGUGAAGGGACCGACGCCAGCUGGGAAUCUAUGGGGUCACUUUCUGGCAGGAGCCCUGAAGGAAGCUGGAAAGGUCUGGAAAAGGAAACCACACCUGCAAGCACAGGAACCAGCCAGAGGUCAGUGGAGAGACAGGGUGGCAUGGGGCGAGUCAGGGAGCAGGACUCGGACUGGGCAGGACAGACAGUGCCCUGCACCUGCUCUAAAAGCCACCACCAACAGAGAAAUCACAGGAAACAUCUAGGAAGAAGUAAUCUAACUGAGAUUAAGAGGGAGUGGGGAGGCCAGACAGUUACCACUUACUUCAUGGGAUUGUUGAUUUAAUUGAAGUACGAGCAAAUUGAGAGUUCAGUUCCAGAGGCUAGAGAAACGGCUCAGUGGGUAGUGUGUGCUACGCAAGCAGGAAGGCCCGCGUUCAGACCUCCAGUACCCACAGAGAAGAGCUGGGCAGGGGUGCCAGCCCACCUGCAACUCCAGCGUUCAGGAUGCGGACACCACGGGUCCCAGGGCAGGCUGGCUGGCUAGACUAGUCAGAUUGGCAGACUCCAGGUCCAGCAAUGGCCUCUGCGUCAGUAAUAAAACGUGGAGAGCAAUCAAGGAAGAUACCUAACAUCAACCUCUGACCUCCACUUGUGCAUGCGCAACACACACACACACACACACACACACACGAAAGAAAGAAAGAAAGAUUCAGUUUCUUUUAACCCUAGCCAAUUUUUGUUUGUUUUUGAGAAAAGGUCUCUUAUGUAGUGAGGGUGGCCUUAAACUUAUGACGCUCCUAUCUCCACCUCCUGAGUGCUGGGAUUACAGGCAUGUGUCACCAUACCCAGUUUCUUAGGUGGUGCUGGCGAUCAAACCCAGGGCUUCAUGCACGCUAAGCAAGUACUCCACCAAAACGAGCCACAUGCCAGCCCUCUAGCCACAUUUUAAAGACGUUUUAAAAAUUAUUUUUAAUUGUACACACACACACACACACACACACACACACACACACACACACACAAGUAUACACAGAUGCCUGCAGAGGCCAAAGAUGUUAGAUGCCCCCGGAGCUAGAGUUACAGGCAGUUGGGAGCCACCUGAUAUGAACUGCUAGGAAUUGAACUCAGGUCCUCUGGAAGAGCAGCAGUAUGUGUUCUUAAUUGACGAGCCAUCUUUCCAGCCCACCUAGCCAUAUUUUAAAUCAACAGCCACACCUGAUUCAUGGCUACCAUACUGGACGACACAGCAUAAACACUGACAUUGUUAGAUCAAAGUCCACUGGCUGGUGCUGGCCAGACACUAGUGUGGAAAUGUCAGAAGUAUGGAUAAGGAAAGGUGUGGAAAUGUCAGAAGUAUGGAUAAGGAAAGGAAGAUGUCGGCCUCGGCUGCAAACGCAGGAGGGGCUGACAGAGUAGGUGAGGCAGGCAGAGGAGAAGGCGGGAAAUGCCCAACCAUCAUUAGCGAAACAGAGAGCAUGAGACUCAAGCUGCCCACAGAACCCCAAGCAAUCCCUGUGAGGGAGGAAGCAGCUCCAGGAACCAGCAGCUUGCAGAGGAGUAUUCUGGAAACUCCCACAAGUAUUCUGUAUGGGGGCCUCUGGGAAGGGCUGUGAAAACAGCAGCCUUCCUUCCCAGCAGAGGGGAUGACUAGGUCAAGGAAAGGACCAUGCACCAAAGGCUCCAGCACCCUCCAACAGGCCUGCAGAGUUCUGCCUUGUCCCAAACGGACCAACGCUGCCAACUGCGUUACUAGCCAGGUCUGUGGCUUGGCCACAUCUGAAUCCAGAACCCAGAAGCACUGGGCCAUGUGGGUCUGGCCCCAGGCACUCCGAGUGUGAAAGAAGGAGAGAGGGAAGCUGAGCCCAACCUGCCUCCGCAAAGACACAUCUAUGAGGUCUCUCUUUCCUGCUCCUGUGCAGACGUGCCAGCUGAGAGGCUCCUCUGCACGCAGGAGGCAAUGAAUAAAGGUUUUCUAACACAAUCUACAGAGUGUUUUCUAAUACAACCUGGAAUGUGGAGUGCUGAAACUGAAUGGUAGAGGCUUCUUUUUGUUUUAUUUUUCGAAACAGGGUUUUUCUGUGCAGCUUUGGCGCCUUUCCUGGAACUCACUCUAUAGCCUAGGCUGGCUUCAGUACUCACAGAGGUCUGCCUGCCUCUGCCUC